Orbilia oligospora ATCC 24927 is the source of this 2652-nucleotide messenger RNA. RefSeq lists its product as uncharacterized. The transcript has 8 exons. Gene Ontology annotation, molecular function: high-affinity potassium ion transmembrane transporter activity. Bases 1 to 2652 code for a protein of 883 amino acids. NCBI's taxonomy places the organism in Eukaryota, Fungi, Ascomycota, Orbiliomycetes, Orbiliales, Orbiliaceae. Gene Ontology annotation, biological process: intracellular potassium ion homeostasis; potassium ion import across plasma membrane. Gene Ontology annotation, cellular component: plasma membrane. The record is from RefSeq and is a predicted model, not a curated record.
AUGAUAGAUUUCUCUAAAAUCGAUUGGUCUGCUUGGUUCGAACUAAUUCGCCCCCCGAGGCUCAACUUCAUCACUCUUCAUUAUUUUUAUAUCAUCGGGUGCGCCAUUGUUGGUUCGAUUUUGAUCUUUCCUCUCAAAAACCUUCCAUACGUUGAUUGUCUCUUUUUUACUACUGGAUCGAGUACACAAUCCGGCCUCAACACUGUGGAUUUGAAUACAUUGACAACAUAUCAACAAGUCGUCCUUAUACUUGUACCAUGGAUCACAAACCCUAUCAUUAUAAACACCGGGGUGGUGUUUAUCAGACUUUACUGGUUCGAGAAACGCUUCGAAACAGUUGUCGCGCAGAGCAAGACACUGGUCUCGUCGCGCAGAACCAUGUCUAGACGAAAGUCGGAAGGUCCUGAUCAGGCAGAACGCGGUGUUGCUGGUAGGAAAAUAACGGUUCUCUUGAACUCGGCGAAGAAAACCGGGCCAUCUGAAAAAACUGAAGAUCAAACAACCAGUGGCAAUAAGGACCUGCAAGAAUUUAGGAAAAACUUUGGGUUUAAUGGACCCAAUCGUCCUAUAAAUUUCCCAGGGUUAAGGUCUCAUUCCAGAUCGAGGUCGGAUGGAAAUCACCAGCUUGCAAUGAGGCACAGUAAGCCUGGUGGUUUGUUCUCUGAUACUAUUAAUGAUAAUGAUGAUGAUUUCGCAAUCGAGGAUGACGAUGAAACGCCGCCACGACCUCCUAUGUCAGCCAUUCCCGCCAAUACUGAGUUAAGUGGGAUCCUGGAAAAAGGUGGCGAGACCUCUGCCCCUGGGCACAUCAGUUUCGCAGAACCUAAGCCUAGGCACCGGAAGGACUCUGAAGUAAUCGUCGUACCUAGCCCCUUUGAUGUCGAAAACCGUGGAUCUGGAAUUGCACACAGGUUCGUCGAUGGUGGGUCCGAAGAUGAGGAAAGGGGUCCGAAAGACGAGGAGCAGACUCUACCGCCCGUCCCGGAAACUCCCGGUCUAGUCAAGCGUGCUAUCACAAUUGAUGAACCGACGAUGACUCGUGAGACGAUGCAUUCAAACGCCCGACAGCGGAUCCGAACUGCGACAUCUAGAGGCUCUACAGAUCAGAACUACUUUCUUACCCCAGUCAGUCCUGGUGUCCAUCGAGUUGUAUCCAACAACUUCCAUCGUCGCCGAGGGUCUAGUCCGUCGAGGAAGAGCACUAAGAAUGCCGAACCUGCGCCUUACCUUCCUCAUACACUUACAAUCGGCAGGAACUCGCAGUUUAACUAUGGCGAGCUUUCCGAGGAGGAAAAGGAUGAGUUAGGUGGCGUUGAGUAUAGGUCCCUGCGGACUUUAGGAUAUAUCCUAGUUGCCUACUUCUUAUUCUUCCAGGUUUUUGGAAUCAUCUGUCUACUCCCGUGGAUCCAUACACAAUUGAAAUAUGCAGCUGUAGUAGAUGCGGCUCACCAAAAUCGAACGUGGUGGGCAAUCUUUACUUCCUCGUCUGCGUUUACGGAUUUGGGGUUUACCUUGACCCCCGAUUCUAUGUUGUCCUUCCAAACAGCGACCUGGCCACUCCUCCUGCUCUCAUACCUUAUCAUUAUUGGCAAUACGGGAUUUCCAUGCAUGCUUAGAUUUAUCAUUUGGGUGCUUUGGAAAAUAUGCCCUGAGAACUGGGUAGCCAAAGAAAGUUUGCAUUUUCUUCUCACCCACCCGCGACGAUGCUUUACUCUGCUGUUUCCGAGCCGAGCCACUUGGUGGUUGUUCGGUGUCUUGGUAAUAAUGAACGCUACGGACGUUAUAUUAUUCAUAGUUCUAGACCUAAACAACCCGGAUAUCACCGCGCUCUCAGUCAACAAUCGCAUUUUAGAUGCUUAUUUCCAAGCUGUCUCUACGAGAACAGCGGGUUUCGCAGUUGUGAAUUUGGCAAAUCUACACCCGGCUGUUCAAGUCAGCUAUCUUAUCAUGAUGUACAUUUCAGUUUUCCCGAUCGCUAUUAGCGUUCGAAAAACAAAUGUUUAUGAGGAAAGGUCGCUCGGCAUUUACGCCGACCACGAGGAAAAUGACAACCCCAACGAUCAUUCAUUUGUUGGCGCCCAUUUAAGGAGACAAUUGUCAUUCGACUUAUGGUAUGUAUUUUUGGGGUUGUUCGCGAUUUGUAUAUCGGAAGGAACAAGGAUAUCAAGUCGUGAAGAUUAUGCCUUCACCCAAUUUGCCUGCCUCUUCGAAGUUAUUUCCGCCUACGGAACCGUCGGGCUAUCUCUCGGAUAUCCCAACGUCAACACUUCAUUCUCAGGCCAAUUCAAUACGUUUAGUAAGAUUGUCAUCAUGGCGAUGAUGGUCCGAGGCCGCCACCGUGGCUUGCCGUACGAACUUGAUCGCGCAAUCUUGCUGCCCUCCGAAUCCCUACAGCAGAAAGAAGAAGAGGAUGUUACUCUAAGGUUACAAAGACGUACUGAAACGCAGGAGAGGGCAGAAAGACGUAGUCUGAGAGCAAUGAGCCGGGGACCGUCAGCGGAAAAUGUCAAUGGUGGGAUUAGCAACGGGACCGUUAAUGGUGGGGCUACCAAUGGCGGGACUGCUAAUGGCGGGGCCACCAACGGAAAUGCUAAAUCGGGAGACGGAACUGGAGUUACAACAGGUUUCCAAAUGCAAAGAGCAGCGACUUAG